Molecule: messenger RNA, 1733 nt
Organism: Cynoglossus semilaevis (tongue sole)
Lineage: Eukaryota; Metazoa; Chordata; Actinopteri; Pleuronectiformes; Cynoglossidae
Product: endoplasmic reticulum-Golgi intermediate compartment protein 2-like
Exons: 14
Coding region: 277-1410 (377 amino acids)
Biological process (GO): retrograde vesicle-mediated transport, Golgi to endoplasmic reticulum; endoplasmic reticulum to Golgi vesicle-mediated transport
Cellular component (GO): endoplasmic reticulum; COPII-coated ER to Golgi transport vesicle; membrane
Source: RefSeq, a predicted model, not a curated record
CAUCUGAAAUCUUUGCGCGUUCACGGUGACCAGAACGCGUACGUUACGGGUGAUGUAACGUCACAAAUCAUGAGAGAAGAAUGGGAAAAAUAGCUGUGUCUGAAUAUAUUUAACGCAUUUAUUAAUGUGCGUUGCAUCUUCUUCGCUGCACUGGGUGCAUAUUUAUUUAUUUAUGCGGAUUCUGACUAAAAAUAAACAUGUAUGUUAAAUUUGAGGCGAAAUGAAGCUGUGACCAGAUUAUCGAACAGCAGAAGCUGAAGUUUCCUGCAGCUGAAAAUGAGACGUUUAUCCAAAAAGAAAGCUCUGAGUCUGGUGAAGGAGCUGGACGCCUUCCCCAAAGUGUCGGAGAGCUACAAGGAGACCUCAGCAUCUGGGGGAACAGUGUCUCUGAUAGCCUUUAGUUCCAUGGCUCUCCUGGCCGUCCUAGAGUUCUUUGUUUAUCAAGACACCUGGAUGAAGUAUGAAUACACAGUCGACAAGGAUUUUUCCAGUAAACUGAGGAUAAACAUUGACAUCACAGUGGCCAUGAAAUGUCAGCAUGUUGGAGCAGAUAUUUUGGACCUGGCAGAGACCAUGAUCACAUCUGAUGGCCUUCAGUAUGAACCUGUUAUUUUUGAUCUGACUCCACAACAGAGGGUUUGGCAAAGGACUCUGCUGCUCAUCCAGAGUCAGCUGAGGGCAGAACACGCUCUUCAGGACGUCCUCUACAAAACUAUCCUCAAAGGAUCUACUGCACUGCCCCCACGGGAGGAUGCCUCUGCAGAGCACGUCGCUGCCUGUAGGAUACAUGGUCACAUGUACGUCAACAAGGUGGCGGGGAACCUGCACAUCACUGUGGGGAAGCCGUUCCAUCAUCCUCAAGGCCACGCCCACAUUGCAGCAUUUGUCAGCCAUGACACCUACAACUUCUCCCAUCGAAUCGACUAUCUAUCCUUCGGCGAGGAGAUACCAGGGAUGAUAAACCCUCUGGACGGUACAGAGAAAAUCACCUUCAACAACAAUCAAAUGUUCCAGUACUUCAUCACAGUGGUUCCCACCAGACUGAACACCUACAAGACAUCUGCAGACACUCACCAGUUCUCUGUCACCGAACGAGAGCGGGUGAUAAAUCACGCCGCUGGCAGCCACGGCGUCUCUGGCAUCUUUGUGAAGUAUGACACCAGCUCUCUGAUGGUGACGGUCAGCGAGCAGCACAUGCCACUGUGGAGGUUCCUGGUGCGACUGUGUGGAAUCAUCGGAGGAAUCUUCUCCACCACUGGAAUGCUGCACGGACUUGUCGGCUUCUGUUUUGACAUCGUCUGCUGUCGCCUCAAACAAAGAAUCUACAGGCCACCUGAGCACAUGCAGCAGGACAACCAGAUGAACAACCACCACAUCCCUCUGCCUGCUGACGGAAUUCUUCAAGAGUAGCUGCUUAAAUUCAGGGCUACCACCGGGGCACAGAAGACUGACCGUAUCAGUGGAAGUGUCUCGUUUUAUGGACUGCAGGUGGCAGUAUUCAGCCUUCAGCGCCAGACCAGGUUGUUAACAUAUCUAGCUGAGGACAGACAAGAAAAAAAAACAGCAAUGUUGUAGCUCCUGGUGUCAGCAGUUAGCUGCAUCUUUGGGCUUCACAUUGAUUUCAGUGGAGCAUUGAGUGGACUGAGAAUCAAAGUCACAUCACUGUGGUCAAACCAGAAGAACUAGUGCCAAAAGCUGUUGAUUUCUUAAUAAAUCUGUAUUGGACAAAUGUC